CCCCAGAUAUAAAAACGUUGGAAACGCAUUAAAUAAAUCACGUACAAAAAAGGCAAAGCAUAAUUAGUUUUCUUUUUUUUUUUGCUAUUUGUAUUAAAGGAGCAGUGUGUGUUUUUUGAGAAUUGUGUAUUGUGCAGAAAAGCAAAAAAAUGAAAAUAAUUUAAUAAUCCUGUAAUAGAAAUGUCAAUGAUUAACUUCAUUGGUUUAAAAGUGGAAAAUUUCAAGUGAAAGAAGUUACAAAAAAAAAAAGAAAAUUUAAUUCAAUCCAUUCAUCAAUUCCGUAGUGAUAAUCUAUUGAAUAGUGUGCAUGAAUGAAAUGUUUAAGGCAAAUUCUUUUAGUUUUUAAACUUGGGAAUAAUCAUACCCAGCCUAUGGCUAAGCAGCAAGGUUAACAAUACAUUUUUAUAGCUCCUUAAAGGAAAAAAGAAUUGUCAAUUGCUUCAACUACUCAACACUAGAUCAUAAUGUUAAAAUUUAAAUAUCCGAAGAGAAAAAAUCGCAAUGUCUGAAAAGUCUCAUCGGCGUUUGUCAUCAAAAAACGCAGUAAAGCAGCAGAGGCAGGAGCAACCUCGACAUCAGCCUAGAAACGAGAUAUUAGCACAAAUUGAAGGAUGACGCGAGACGGUGAAAUACCAGCGAUUUUCAAUCCUAAACAACAUCGAGUACGAACGCCAUCCGUAGUGGUGACGGGAGACUCACCAAAUGGCCCCUAUGGCGGUGGCUUUACCAACAUUCUCAAUGCCAGUAAUCCUCAAAUAACCCACCAAGACUCAAUAUCGUCUAGUCAACAGGAUCCUAAUGAGGUCAUCACCAUACAUCCGGACACAUCCUGCCCAGUUGCCUUGACAAGAGGAGGAGGCGGAGGAGGUGGUAGUGGUUUAAUUUCAGGCGCCGUGGGAGGAGGUGGAGGUCCUGGUGGUGGUGGCGGCGGCGGCAAUGAUUCAGACACUCCUACAACCGAGGCUGGCCAAAAUGACAACACCACAACUCGUUUUCCCCGCCUCAAAGCCUGCAAAGAAACCUGCUGCUCCGAAUUGGCACAAAAAAUGUAUUUCGGUGUUUGUGUCACCAUCCUCGUCACAGCCUCAUGGGUGGGGGCAACGCAUUGCAUAAAAUUUUUAUAUUUAAAUCGCAGCUCGUACAUGACAGCCAUCGAUGAUCUGGACUCUUUGGGCAUAGAUGAUCUGGACUUUGUCACCGAUGUCCAUGAGGGCGCUGAGCUGGGCAUUGAUUCAUUGUUGCCUCUAAAUGACCACACCAUGAGCUUAGAGGAUGUUGAAGAUGCCACCAAAAUUUUCCACAUACCACCAGAGCCACCCGUACAGGCGAAUGUCUUUAGUGCGCCAUUCUUUGCGGCUUGGUUUUUUACAAAUUUCUCUUUGUUGUUCUUUCCCAUUUACGUUCUGGGGAGGAUAUCCUUGAGAAAAUGUGAUAAGCCAGGCGAAAUAUUGGGCGAUAUUUUGAGAGGAUUUCGCGAUCGGGGGUUUACCAUAGGACGUUUUCUUAAUCGCUGCCUAUCAUUUUGUAUAUUAUGGCUGCUAACGACUUAUCUUUAUACGUUAUCUCUGCGUGUCUUAUUUGCCACCGAUGCCAUGGCCUUGUUUGCCACAAAUGUGGCAUGUGUUUACCUCCUAUCCUGGGUGAUACUGCACGAGCAAUUUGUAGGCGUUAGGAUUGUAGCCGUCAUUUUAUGUGAUACCGGAAUAGCAUUACUAGCCUAUAUGGAUGGCAUUACCGAGUCACCCACUUUGAGUGGGGUGGUAUUGGCCACACUGGCAGCCGCUUGUUAUGCCGUCUUUCGAGUCAUGUUUCGCAAAGUGAUGGGCGAUCCACCGGUUGGGCAAAUUGCCUUUGCCUUCACCACCCUGGGCUUUCUAAAUGCCCUGCUCAUGUGGCCAAUAUGUGUGGCAUUAUAUUUGACGGGAACGGAAAUAAUGCCAUCAGAUCGUAUGCCUUGGAUUAUUUUAUUGAUUGCCAGUAUAUUGUUAUUGGUGUUUCACAUUUUAAUGCAAUUUAGCUCGGCUGUUACCUACAACAUGUUUGUUACAUUGGGUUUAAUUACCGCCGUUCCUGUUUCAGGAGCUCUGGAUGUUGUCUUGUAUGGAGCCACUUUUGCUGGCAUGAAGUUGGCCGGAGUUAUACUGAUUGCGGUGGGCUUCUUUUUGGUUAUGUUCCCCGAGAAUUGGCCAGACUAUAUAACGCGUUUGCUAAGAAAAAGUGGUCGUGCUAUACUGCGUUAUCAGUGUUGUUGUGAGUUGGCCGAAAUUCACUACACCCAUUCGAAAUAUCAUCUUAUUGGGUCACAACGCGAGAUGGGGUCGAGGUCCUCGCCACGGUUCGUUAGCCGGUCAGCAUCCCACCAUUAUAGAUUAUCGGACGGGAUACAUAAGGUCCCAUCUUCGGUCACCCUCUGGCCGUGUGAGAUGACUGAUUUGUCGCCUACUGGUUUUAUACAAAACAAUCAUGCCCUCAGUCGGCAACAUUCGCAACAGCAUCAUCCACCACUUGUGCAUCAGCAGUCGCACCAUGGUACCACCGCACCGCCUCAUUCACAAAUUCUGGCUUUGCAUCACCAGCAGUACUCUAGCCUUUCGUUGUCCUCAUCUGCUGGUGGCGGCGGUGGAGGAGGUUAUACAACUACAACAACCGGCAGUGGCGGCGGUGGUGGAUCUGGUCAUCAUGGUACUUCAAGUAGUCAUAGCAGCAGCAUACGUGCUCCUCCAGUUGGCAGUGGUGGUGGCCGUCUAUUUUCAUAUUUUGGCAAUGAUCAUGAACAUGAACGCAAAAAAUCUGAGACAUCAUUUUUCAAUUUGGGUUUUCGUCGCAAAUCUACAGUGGUUUAUUAUGCGGCCACUGACUAAUAAUAAUAUAACGACAGCUACAGUGAUUAAAUCCCUUAUUGGUAGUGUUACCAUAUAAUAAAAAGUUGAUAUAUGAAACAAAAAACGGGGAAAAACUUGUGGACAAAUAUUUGAAGUGUUUGAAGAGAAUUUAAAAAUGAUCAAAAUUUAGCAUGGUUUUUU
Stomoxys calcitrans (stable fly) is the source of this 3023-nucleotide messenger RNA. RefSeq names its product solute carrier family 35 member F3. The record is from RefSeq and is a predicted model, not a curated record. NCBI's taxonomy places the organism in Eukaryota, Metazoa, Arthropoda, Insecta, Diptera, Muscidae. Bases 612 to 2861 code for a protein of 749 amino acids. The transcript has 10 exons.